CGCCGCCGCCGCCGCCCGCGGUGCCCGGGGCCGGCAUGGAGCUCUUCCAAGCCAAGGACCACUACAUCCUGCAGCAGGGCGAGCGCGCGCUGUGGUGCAGCCGCCGGGACGGCGGCCUCCAGCUCCGGCCGGCUACUGACCUACUUCUUGCCUGGAAUCCCAUUUGUUUGGGGUUGGUAGAAGGUGUUAUUGGGAAAAUUCAGCUUCAUUCAGAUCUUCCAUGGUGGCUUAUUCUAAUUCGGCAGAAAGCAGUGGUGGGCAAGCUUCCAGGAGACCAUGAGGUCUGUAAGAUUACCAAAAUUGCUGUGCUGUCCCUUUCUGAAAUGGAGCCUCAGGAUCUUGAGUUAGAGCUCUGUAAGAAGCAUCAUUUUGGAAUUAAUAAACCAGAGAAGAUUGUACCAUCUCCCGAUGACUCGAAGUUUCUACUGAAGACCUUUACGCAUAUUAAAUCCAAUGUGUCCGCGCCUAAUAAAAAGAAAGUUAGGGAAAGUAAAGAAAAGGAGAAGCUGGAGAGGAAAUUACUCGAGGAGUUGCUGAAGAUGUUUGUAGACUCGGAGUCCUUUUACUACAGUUUGACCUAUGACCUGACCAAUUCGGUGCAGAGGCAGAGCGCUGGGGAGAGGGAUGGUUGCCCCCUCUGGCAGAAGGUGGAUGACAGAUUUUUUUGGAAUAAAUACAUGAUACAAGAUCUUACUGAGAUUGGUGUACCGGAUGUGAACUUUUGGAUCAUCCCCAUCAUCCAAGGUUUUGUGCAGAUUGAAGAACUUGCGGUUAGUUAUAACGAAGCAUCUGACGAUGAGAAAAGCAGCCCAGAGACCCCCCCUCAGGAGUCCACCUGUGUAGAUGACGUUUACCCGCGAUUUCUAGUGGCUCUCAUUUCACGCCGAAGUAGGCACAGAGCAGGAAUGCGCUAUAAACGAAGAGGUGUUGAUCAAAAUGGAAACGUUGCCAAUUACGUGGAGACUGAGCAGUUAAUUCACGUUCAUAACCACACCCUCUCAUUUAUUCAGACACGAGGCUCUGUGCCCGUGUUCUGGAGCCAGGUUGGGUAUCGAUAUAAUCCAAGACCUCGACUGGACAAAAGUGAAAAGGAAACUGUUGCCUAUUUCUGUGCCCAUUUCGAGGAACAACUGAAAAUUUACAAAAAACAGGUUAUAAUUAACUUGGUAGACCAGGCAGGAAGAGAGAAAAUUAUCGGAGAUGCUUACCUGAAGCAGGUGUUACUCUUUAACAACUCACACCUCACUUACGUUUCAUUUGACUUCCAUGAGCACUGCCGAGGAAUGAAGUUUGAGAAUGUUCACACACUAACAGAUGCCAUUUAUGACAUUAUUCUUGACAUGAAGUGGUGUUGGGUGGAUCAAGCUGGGGUGAUCUGUAAACAAGAAGGGAUUUUCCGUGUGAAUUGCAUGGACUGCCUGGAUCGCACCAACGUGGUCCAAGCUGCCAUCGCACGGGUGGUCCUGGAGCAGCAGCUGAAAAAGCUCGGUGUGCUGCCCCCGGAACAGCCGCUGCCAGUGAAAUGCAGUCGGAUUUACCAGCUAAUGUGGGCCAACAACGGUGACUCCAUUAGCAGACAGUACGCUGGGACAGCUGCUCUCAAGGGUGACUUUACAAGGACAGGAGAGAGGAAGUUGGCCGGAGUAAUGAAAGAUGGAGUUAACUCGGCAAAUAGGUAUUACCUGAAUCGAUUUAAGGAUGCUUACAGGCAAGCCGUCAUAGAUUUGAUGCAAGGCAUUCCUGUCACAGAAGAUCUUUACUCCAUAUUUACCAAGGAGAAAGAGCAUGAAGCUUUGCAUAAGGAAAGUCAGAGAAGCCACCAGGAACUAAUUAGCCAGCUCUUACAGAGUUACAUGAAGUUACUGCUGCCUGAUGAUGAAAAGUUCCACGGGGGCUGGGCCCUCAUUGACUGUGAUCCGAGCCUCAUUGAUGCUACUCACAGAGACGUGGAUGUGCUGUUACUGCUUUCUAACUCUGCCUACUACGUGGCUUAUUAUGAUGAUGAAGUUGAUAAAGUAAGCCAGUAUCAACGACUAAGUCUCAGAGACCUGGAAAAAAUAGAAAUAGGUCCAGAACCCACUCUUUUUGGUAAGCCAAAGUUCUCCUGCAUGCGGUUGCACUACAAAUACAAAGAAACGAGUGGCUAUUUCCACACACUGAGAGCUGUGAUGCGCAAUCCAGAAGAGGAUGGAAAAGAUACCCUUCAGUGCAUUGCAGAGAUGCUGCAGAUCACCAAGCAAGCCAUGGGAUUGGAGGUACCUGUAAUCGAAAAAAAACUUGAAAGGAAGAGCAGUAAACCUCAUGAAGACAUCAUUGGUAUCAGAUCUCAAAACCAAGGCUCUUUGGCCCAAGGAAGGAAUUUUUUAAUGAGCAAAUUUUCAUCUCUAAAUCAGAAAGUAAAACAGACAAAAUCCAACGUAAAUAUCGGCAGUCUACGAAAGCUAGGAAACUUCAGAAAACCUGAAAUGAAAGUUAACUUUCUAAAACCAAACUUAAAAGUAAAUCCUUGGAAAUCAGACAGUAGCCUUGAAACCAUGGAAAAUACAGGCAUGAUGGAUAGUAAAGACCAGGCAGAGUCCGAUGGGGAGAUGUCUUCUGAUAAUGACUCAUAUCACUCCGAUGAAUUCCUAACAAAUUCCAAGUCUGAUGAAGACAGGCAGCUGGCUGAUUCCUUAGAGAACGUGGGGCCAGCGGACUAUGUUCUCCCCAGUUGUGGUAUUAUUGCUUCAGCACCUCGGUUAGGCAGUCGAUCCCAGUCUGUAAGCAGCACUGAUAUUAGUAUUCAUGUUCCUUCAGAGAUUACUGGCACUCAUGGAAGUGGACUUGUGAAAGGCCAUGAGUCUCCUUUGAAGAAAAGUCCUUCUGCUGACCGUAUAAACGCAUUGACUGGCUUUGCCAAGCCUGUGGAUAUUUAUUGCUACAGAUUUGUACAAGAUGCACAAAAUAAAAUGACCCAGCCAUCGGACACCAAGUCUGUUUGUCAGCAGGCUACUGAGGAAGGAAAUCAAGUGACCAGUCAAGUUUCUAAUGAAGAAACCCAACUAGAAGCAAUGGGGCAGACACCUUCUCGACCAUCUCAGUUAGACGUGUCGUUUUCUGCAAAAGGCCCGCAGUUUUUGUCAGUUGAAUCAGUGCAUUCAGUCGUAUCUCAGAAGACCCCAGGCUCUGGACCCGCAGUGCUUGAACUUGAGACAGGGCUUCAUGUAACUCCUUCUCCUUCAGAAGGCAGUAGCAGCAGAGCAGUGUCCCCCUUUGCAAAGAUCAGGAGUUCCAUGGUCCAGGUUGCUAGUAUUACCCAAGCUGGAUUAACGCAUGGGAUAAACUUGGCAGUGGCGAAAGUUCAGAAGAGUCCUGCAGAACCUGAAGUGGUUAAUGAAGUCCAGCAAAAUGAACUUAAAAACAUGUUUACACAAUGCCAGACACGAAUAAUUCAGAUUUAGUUUUCAGCCAUAAAGAAUCCUGUGGCUUUCAUUUAAUCCAAAAGAACGUGGUUUCAUGUAUUAGCCUGUUGCUAUUUGUACUGUCUUUGAAAUCUAGGGAUCACAAAUUCUGUUUACUGGGAAAAGUUUCAAAAGGAGUCUGAACCUGAGCAGAUUUCCACAUUGGACAGCUGAGAUGACAAGUGCAUUGUCCGAGAGUAUGUAAAUCUGAGUAGCUUACACACUACAAAGCAGUCUGUCCCUUUGAAAGGAAUUCAGAAACAGGUCACUUUGGGAUGUGACUUGAACCUUUUUGGACCGGGGGGUGGGGUGGGGGGGUGGGACGUAUGACGUAGACACAAAGGAUGGGCAUGGACACAUUUAGGGGAUUAGUGUUUUUCAUAACUUUUGUUCUGUUGUCGGUUUAUUUAGUACCUCUGCAAGGUAGGUAAUACAUUUUGUUUUUAGUGACUAAAAUGUUACUAGUAUAGAAAACAUCUGAAUCCAAAAAAACUACUGGUUCUGAUGGCUUAACCAUUUCCUGUGAAGAGUUGAGGGUUACUGACAGUACUGUCGAGAAACAUGUGCUUGUGUGAACAAACGUAUUCUGCAACCUGCACACCCCACAGUACAAAAGCAGUAAGACUUGUCAGACGUAAACCAGAGUUUAUACCAGCAUCGUAUUAAAUUUAGUCCUGCUGUUUUCUGGAAGACUAUAUUGGCUCCUGGUAAUUAUAGAAAGAAAUCGUCAAAUUUUAAUUUUCCAGGGACAUUCCUCAAUAUCCUGGGUAGACUAUUACAACUAUAGAGUAUUUAGUCUGAAGCACAGCUGUGCUCAAACUGGUUUUAUGACCAGAAUCCUGACCACGUAGAACCCGUGCCUCUCCUGUGAGCCCCUACAGUAAGGCGGCAGCACAUCGUAUUCCAAAUAAGGGUUGGUGUGUCUGGUAUCUUCAGAGCUUACUCUGUUUGAAGUGAUUCUCAGCUAAACAUUACGUCUGUUGUAACUCUGAUAAGCAUUUCCACUUUGUAAUUUAUUAGUGGUACCUUUUUUUUUGAAGUGUCAAGUCUUGUGACUUUAAAAUAAAGUACCAUUGUAAUUUAAA
Loxodonta africana (African savanna elephant) is the source of this 4525-nucleotide messenger RNA. RefSeq names its product inositol polyphosphate-5-phosphatase F (gene INPP5F). NCBI's taxonomy places the organism in Eukaryota, Metazoa, Chordata, Mammalia, Proboscidea, Elephantidae. The transcript is spliced from 20 exons. The coding region runs from base 36 to 3440 and encodes 1134 amino acids. Gene Ontology annotation, biological process: regulation of endocytic recycling; phosphatidylinositol dephosphorylation. Gene Ontology annotation, molecular function: phosphatidylinositol-4-phosphate phosphatase activity. The record is from RefSeq and is a predicted model, not a curated record. Gene Ontology annotation, cellular component: clathrin-coated endocytic vesicle; early endosome.